CGGCCGCGGGAGCCGCCACCGCCCCCCUGGCAGUCGGUUUUGGGCUGGUCGGCGCGGCGGCGGCGGGUGCGCGGAGCAGGGAAGAAGCAUGAUCAAGAUGAAUUGCAUCCUGAUAACUGCUUGCAUUGUUCUGGUUGCUUUCUGUAAUUCUGGUUAUACCCUAAGAUGCUACCACUGUGAGAACAGUCCUACCUUGUGCAAGACCAAUAGUACUUGCUCAUCUACUGAAGAUACUUGCCUGCAGAUGAAGUUUGGUAAAUUGAGAACUUUCUCCUGCUGGAAGAUGUCCCAGUGCAACGUGAAUGAUAUUGCUGUAUUCUUUCAGUUGGAUAAUUUUGAUUACUUUUGCUGUCAACGAGACUUGUGCAACAAGAGCCCAAUUACUGUGGCUAACAAAGCAGCUUUCAGUAUUGCCUCUGUAAUUACUGUGAUCUGGAUGCUUCUCUAACAACUCUGACUUGUAUACUGCACUUUCAAGCUGAAGUUAUAUACAUUCUUGCAUUUUAAGUUCCUAACUGUAGAGUGGAAUACUACCUUGUAAUGUUGAAUUAUUUUUCUUAAGGUUCUUCCUGUUAAAUUACUGUAUGCAUUGAUCUGGAAGAGACAUAUACUGUUAUCAGAUGCAGAGAAUUCAGGUAUUCUGGCAUGCUCUAUGCAUGGGGAAAAUCAAGUUGUUCUGAAAUAGUGUUACCUUAUGGAGAAUCUGGGCAGACUUGGGUGGGAGAUGUAGUGAAGACGGAAUACUAUUGGUUUUGUGCUGAAAAAAUGUAAUUUCUUUUUAUUUUGUAAAUUGUAAUUAUUUUUGGUUGAGAUUUAUUUAUUUGUUUUUGUUUUGGAUGCUACGUUGUUGCACAUUGGGUGGUUGAUUUGCCCUCAGCAUGGGUAGUGUUGGUCUGAAGCAUUAACUUGUUGCCCUGUUCAGGGCAAGUGCUGAAAUAUUUAGUUUGACGUUAUGUAGACUCUUUUCUCCUAACAGAAUAUCACUUUUUUUCCGCCUUUUCACAAAUGAAUAAUGGAGCCUUGUAAGUACUGUUGUUUUUGGAGAAAGCAUCUAAAGUUCUUAAACCAAAAGCUAAGUAAUGCUAUAAGUGAGGAACACUUUUCCUCUUUUUAUAUUUCUGUGAGCAUGUAGAUAACACUGAACUAGCUUCUUUUACAAAAUUUUCUUUUCAGUUUUGUUUAUAUUUCCUCCCCUAUUGAGGAUUUCAGCUAAGCAUGUGCUUUGCACUGAAUAUUUCUUGGUAUAACUGAAAAUGUUUAUAAAAUGCUAAGGAAUUUAAGUGGCACAUCUGUUUUAUUUUCCCAUGUGGAUAGCUAUUGGUUUUGUUGAAAACAAAACAGAUAAACUUAACUCUUAGAGCUUCUAUAUAAGUAUAUUAAACAAAAACUUGCAGAACUUUAUAUUUUGACUUUUAUGCAACUCUGUAAGUGCCAACACAAUAUCUACACAUAUAUAUACAGAUGCAUAUAUAUAGCAUGAAGAAAAAUGCUCAGUUUGUAUAUGUAAGAGUUUUAGAGUUCAAAUACUCUGUACAUUGUUCUGACCCAUAAUGAUGGAGAGAGACCUUUGAUACUUCAGUACUUAGGGACCCUUUCAAUCAGGUCUAAUGACAAAUCCGCCUUCUCUCUCUUGGCGCUCUUGGCAUGAAGAACCCUUGCCUGUCUCUGCAGGAGCAGUGGCGCAUUGCCAGUGGCAUUUCGCCCCUCGGAGCUCACUUGUGCUAUCCUGGCUUCCGUGACAUCAGCUCUCUCAGACAUGACACAGGCAGGGGGCAUAGGGCUGUGUUGCUUCAAAUCCAUUCUGUAAUAUAUCUUUUAGUUAAGCUUACUUUCACUACAAGAACAUCCUGGAAUCCGUUUAAUCACUCAAAAUGAAAGUUGUGAUGUCUUUAAUUAAUAAAAAAUAUGAAAAAGAAA
Rhea pennata is the source of this 1917-nucleotide messenger RNA. It is a transcript of the gene CD59, whose product is annotated as CD59 molecule (CD59 blood group). The record is from RefSeq and is a predicted model, not a curated record. Lineage: Eukaryota; Metazoa; Chordata; Aves; Rheiformes; Rheidae. The transcript is spliced from 4 exons. The coding region runs from base 89 to 448 and encodes 119 amino acids.